GUAAGCAUUUUGGUUAUACGAACAUGUUUAUUUUACCACUGCAAUAAUGCUAUAGCUACUAGUAGCUAGCUAAAUAACCCAUUAGGUAGCAUAUGCCUGCCGUUCUAGCUGCACUUGUGAGACGUUUAGAGAUAUUAAUGCACGCUUCGAGUAUUGGUAUUAUAGCACGCCACAAUAUGAUUAUGUUGCUUGGCUGGUGUUCUACCUAGCUAGGUAGCUAUUUGUUGUAUCUUAUUUUGUUGUAUUUAGAUGUGUCCGAAAUGUGCGGAUGAGUAAUAUUUUCUAUCAACGUCGUGCUGCGGUCCGCACGGCUCACCUCGUGGCAGUCAGUGAUGACGUCAAACUUGUAAUGUUAUGACAUUUGUGAGGUUUGUGGGCUCCAUCUAGUGUACUUUACAGACAAUUCCGCACUAAGUUCAAUCAGGACAUGGGCUUCAUCGUAGCUUCUUUUUUCUCCUUUUUAAAAAAGGAAGUAUACAUUUCUUUCUGCCAUCUGAAAAUAUACUGUACAUAGAUUGAAUAAGAACAACUGGAGGGGUGUUUGAACCAGCGUCACCAGGUUCGGACCAACAAGCACACUACUUACUACAUGUGCCAUAGAGGUCCAGACAUCUUGGUAGAAGCAAUAGUACACUCCCAUACUUGGAGGCACUAUAUUCUCCAGAAAAGUAUCCCAUGCACAAACCAGAAUGUGAACAGGGGAAAACUUCCAUCAAAGGCCAGAAAAACCAUGGGUUUCCCACUGCUGGUACCAGUAGUGUAGGUGCUCUAACCCAACACCUAGCAACCUCAUCAAAAUAGUUUAGGAUCUCUUGGCCUAAUGGCAAGGUCCCAGGUACCACUCCGACUUCGCUACACUGGUGUCAGAAAUGGGAUGGCCCCGAUUUGCGCCUGUGCCCCAAGGGUGCAGGCACGGCAACUAGAGAAGUGCGAGCCAGACUAUUCGAGGAAGGUUGUAGGGUGUAGCGACCUUAAGAUUCUGAUCUCUUAGUGUAACAGCUAAGGUGUUUGACAGUCGCAAACCACCCAGCUGCAAGCCCGGCCAGUUGGGACUUCCCUUCUCCAAAAUCGGAGCAAACAGCUGGAACAGGUUUUGAACCAGCAAUGCUGUGGUUAUGGGGUGACUCGAGUGCAGUACCACCUGUACCAUAAAGGUCUAGACCUCUUGGUAGAGGCUGAAGUGCACGACGUGCCACGUAAUGUUGGAGAUGGCGCAGACUGAAUUUUGCAACCCUGUCAUUGAAUCAGUUGGUGUAAAUUGUGUUACUUUUGGGGGGCUUUGUGAAUAUAGGCCUAUUUCAAAUUCACAAUAUUAAAAUCGUCAGUGUGUUUUAAAAUCACCUAACAUGCAGCCUAAAAUCCUUAAAAAAUAUGUAAUAUUAAAAUAUGAUAUACAAAAUGAGGAGAGAAAGAAGUAGGCUCAAUGUUUUAUUGUAUGUAUUGUUGACAGUAGUCCACUGCUCCUAUGUCAUCACAGGUUAUCUACCCUUAAAUGUUUUGAACAUCCCAUAAUGCGGUGCACAUUUUGUGAACAUAGAUAUCAGCUGUACCUGUGGUAUGAAAAUCAAGACCAUACCAAGGUCAGGGAGGCAGUCCGAGAUUGUUUGCUAAGAUGGAUGACGAGGAGACCUGGCUGACGAUUGUGGCACAUUUUGGGAGCAUGGAGAGGCCGGAGAUAGCCAGACUACUAAAUUGGGCAAAGGAACAGAAGAUGGGUAUUGGAAAAAGGCCAUCAGUGCGUGUUCUGCAAGCAGUACUGCGGCAUGAGCGUGGUGAACGGAUAGACAGAGUGAUUUGAAUUUGUGCUUCAGUAAGGUUGGCUUCUUAGCAUUCAUUGCCAUGGUUUUAAAUUGUACUGCAGAAAUGGAAUGUAAAUCACAGAAAGUAGACGUUGUGGUGGCAGUACUUGGGUGUGGAAGGUUUUACUAUGAAAGGUGUGUUGAACGAGAGUCCUGUCCUCCCAGGCCGUUGGCCUGGUGUUGGAUCAGUUAGGGUCAAAGUAGUGGAAUGGGGUGGUGAUUAAAAAAAAAUUAAAAAAAAUUAAAAAAAAUUAGAUGGGUGUAGGGUUAGUUGGUGGUUCAUUUUUUUUUUUGUAUUACAAAAAUGUACAUGAUCGACCACGCACUACCGCACAGUAGAUGGCGGCAUGCGCAAACAAAAUGUGCGAACUUCAUUAUAACCGAUGAAGAAGAAGAAGCUGUGCCUAUGUAUCGCUGCAGUGCAUUGGCAAAGGGACAGCAACGGAGCUGCUCAGGGCUGCUGAGCAAAUAACAUCUCAGGCCGAGUUGGAUAGGACCCUAUCGCAGUUUCUAUCAUUUGAAAAAAAGAUCUAGAUCGACUGGAGAGUGCUUUAAAUUUAAGUGAAUCAGAUUGUAACCAAGCCAUUUGUGCUUUUAUUUAUUUUUUAUUUAUUUAGGCUAUUUGUUUUGUAUUCAUUUAAAUGACCCCGACUCUCACCAAUGGUGUAAGCUGUGUUCGUCUCUGCCUGGCAAACCAUUUUGAUCAUCGGGUAUUUUAUUUAUUUAAAAUAAUUUAAGUGUUAUUGUUGUACUCCCGGAAGGGAGUCCCUUUACGGAAUACAGCUGGAUUGCAUAGGGAAUCUUCAAAUCUGUCUGGGCUAGGAGGAGAUUCGAUUUUUUUCCAACCGGGAGUGGGGGAUAAUAUGUCCAGGCGAAAACAGAACAACCCCUUCAAAGUUAAUUGGCCCUUCCACAGCACCGGCUUUGCAGGCUCCCUCCACACUAUUAACAUGGAUGGCAGGGACGAUUUCAUUGAGGACAGUGAAUGCCACAGCAACAAUUCCCAACAGGACAGCAUUUCAGGGCUGUGUUUGCCUCCAUAGAAGACAGUGAUAGCGACCUGGACAACCACGACUCAUCCUCCAACACCUCAGCUGAUGACCACAUGACCUCCACCAAAAGAACACACCACAGGGGAGUUAAAGAAGAGGGCGAGGAGGGGGCCGACCUGAUGAACAGCUGUGUGUGUCCUCUGUGCACGCUGGAGUUCAGCAGCCCCGAGCAGCUCAUCACACACGUCUACCAGCACACAUCGUUGAUGGGCAGCAGUAAGAACUACGUGUGCCCAGUGUGUGGGCGCGCGCUCAGCUCGCCAGGCUCCCUGGGGCGCCACCUUCUCAUCCACUCUGAGGACCGCCUCUCCAACUGUGCUGUGUGUGGGACACGCUUCACCGACACCAACAACUUCAAUAGGGAGAAGCUCAGAGAGGUCCUGAACACAGGCAGCAGUAUGGAAUGCAGCAGCGGCGAUGAGAACUGUUCCAUGUCCCGGUCUCUCUCUGGCAGCCCCAUGGGCAACCCUGGUCAUGGCCUGGGACACGGCCACGGGCCCGGCCACAACCAAGGACACGGCCCAAACCAAGGCACAGGCCACAUCCCGGGACACAACCACGGCCCGGGAUACAACCCCGGCCACAACCAAGGACACAACCAUGGCCAAGGUCCCGGACUCCUCCCAAGCCACCCACUCCCCUCGCUGCACCACAGCCUCCUCUCUUCGCCCCCCUCCUUCCCUGACACCCUCAGCCCCUCACCAGGCCUACCCCUGCUGCCAGACAUCCUGAGCCCCAUGCCUGUGCACCCGGCCGGAGUGCUGCUGGUGUGCAACAGCUGUGUGGCCUACCAGCAGCUGGUGGACGCCCAGUCUCCCAUGAGGAAGUGGGCCAUGCGCAGGAAGAACGAGCCGGUGGAGGCACGCAUGCACCGUCUAGAGCGCGAGCGCUCCGCCAAGAAGACCAAGCGGGAGCACGAGUCGCCCGAGGAGCGGGAGCUGCGAAGGCUGCGGGACCGCGAAGCCAAGCGGAUGCAGAGGCUGCAGGAGACAGAGGAGCAACGGACACGGAGGCUUCUGCGCGACAGGGAGGCCAUGCGGAUGAAGAGGGCCAACGAGACGCCAGAUAAGAGGCAGGCCAGGCUGAUCCGUGAGAGAGAGGCCAAGAGACUGAAACGGCGGCUGGAGAAGAUCGACCCCUCCCUGAGAGGUCAGAUAGAGCAUGACCCAGCUGCUAUGGCCGCCCUGACGGCAGACAUGAGCCUGUUCCAGUUCCCCUGCCCCAUGCCUGUCCCCUCUCUAGACAACGGCCUCUUCAUGAAGCUGCCCUAGCAGGACCAGGUCACUGGGGGCAGCACACUGGACCACUAACAGUUACAAUGACUUACUCCACUACGCCUAUGGGUUGCCAUGGUCACAGAUGGAACCAUUCCAUGCUGGUUGAAAUUCCAGCAGCUUCUGUGUCCAACGACUUGAUACCCAAACUCCUGUGUCAACAAAUAACAUUAAUUUAUUACAGACUAGCAGGAAAUAAGAGCAGGGUCAAGAAUGUUUCACUUAAUGAUAUUGAUAAAGCAUGUUGUCAAGAGAUUUUCUGUUCUGCGGGCUAGCAGACUUUGACUUAGCAGCCCAUUGUGACGGGAGCAGUUACACCCUUCCAUCUUUUGCACAUGGACCUUCAGUGGUGGAAGUGAGUCACGUAGCCCAUAGCUCUUUCCCUCACCUCUGGUCCCUUCUGCUAGCCCAGUCGCUGGAGUUUACCAGUAGCUACAACUCUCUCUGUCUCACGCUGCCAACAUGGGUCUCUGCUCUGGCUAGCUCAUAUCCACCCAAUCAACUACCUCAGUAAGGGCCGAGGCUGAGCCCUCUGUGGUCUACGUUCUGACUCCAAGCUUCUUUACACGUACACUACAGAAGAGAAUGUUUCCUUAGUUUGAGGGUUUGUUUAUAUCUUUAGGAUGUAUUCACAGCUCACUGGGGGAAUAUUCAACAGGACAGAACGUUCAGAAAGACAGUCAGAAAUGUACGGUAUAAAACGGGAACGAUAGAAAACGGGCCUGUUCUAUACAUCACAAUUCUAUCCGCUAUGCUCAGAAUAUUCUGUACUAUUUAAUGAGCCCUGUUUUGAGCAACAUUCUCCUUCAUUCCAGCAUGUUCUCUUCAACUCAAUAUACAGUUGAAGUCGGAAGUUUACAUAGACUUAGGUUGGAGUCAAACCUAUAGUUUUGGCAAGUCGGUUAGGACAUCUGCUUUGUGCAUGACAAGUAAUUUUUCCAACAGUUGUUUACAGAAAGAUUAUUUCACUUAUAAUUC
Messenger RNA from Salmo salar (Atlantic salmon), 5103 nucleotides. Its product is annotated as zinc finger protein 821. Gene Ontology annotation, molecular function: RNA polymerase II cis-regulatory region sequence-specific DNA binding; DNA-binding transcription activator activity, RNA polymerase II-specific. Gene Ontology annotation, cellular component: nucleus. Gene Ontology annotation, biological process: regulation of transcription by RNA polymerase II. NCBI's taxonomy places the organism in Eukaryota, Metazoa, Chordata, Actinopteri, Salmoniformes, Salmonidae. The record is from RefSeq and is a predicted model, not a curated record.